AUGAUCUCCGUGUACGCUCCAACUGACUGCAGUGGCGAAUCGGUCAAGGACGAAUUCUACCGAGAUCUACAUCAGCUCUUGACUAACGCUAAAAAGUCGGAUGUCGUUAUCCUUGCUGGGGAUUUUAAUGCACGGGUUGGCCGCCUGUUACCAUACGAACGCCACCUUGGUGGUCAUCACGCGCUCGAUGAGAACCGCUCUGAUAACGGAGAGAGACUUCUCACAUUGUGCGAGGACAACCGUCUGUUUCUUUCGAGCACUAGCUUCAGGCGUACGAAGAAGCGUUCCGCAACGUGGCGUUCCCCUUCGCCAACACAA
Messenger RNA from Dicrocoelium dendriticum, 318 nucleotides. NCBI's taxonomy places the organism in Eukaryota, Metazoa, Platyhelminthes, Trematoda, Plagiorchiida, Dicrocoeliidae. The record is from the annotation of a GenBank genome assembly.